Messenger RNA from Botrytis cinerea B05.10, 4266 nucleotides. RefSeq lists its product as hypothetical. Gene Ontology annotation, cellular component: nucleus. The record is from RefSeq and is a predicted model, not a curated record. Lineage: Eukaryota; Fungi; Ascomycota; Leotiomycetes; Helotiales; Sclerotiniaceae. Gene Ontology annotation, biological process: regulation of DNA-templated transcription. The coding region runs from base 185 to 3928 and encodes 1247 amino acids. The transcript has 2 exons. Gene Ontology annotation, molecular function: DNA-binding transcription factor activity; transcription cis-regulatory region binding.
GCUAGAUCUAAAUUCCCAAAAAAUAAAAUCAUUAAGUUACUCCAAUCCGUAAGUCAAUAACAGUACGCGCCAAAGUUGAUUCAUGUCAAUCCUUCAGACACGACCCCUCCUUUCUACCUACUGCCAUUGAAGACUCCUUCAACAAAGUGCUCAGAACGAUUCAAAGUAACAUGAAUCACAAAGCAUGUUAAGCUGGGCCAAAGGAUUAUUCUCUUCGCAGCUGGAACCCGAGAAUUUAGAAGAGGAUCCGAUAAGUGAUCAAGCUGAUAAGAUAACUCAAGAAUCCGAAACAACUCUAUCUCUCCUGAGUAGAGAUUUAGUCAUGGACAAUUCUCGAGAACCUGCAAGUGACCAACUUGCUGGCGUAGAUGACCACGCUGGUACCAGUACAAAAAAGCACAAGAAAGAUAAGAAAAAGAAUAGGAACACGAGUAUGGGUGGAUCAGCAAGUGUUCUACAGAGAGAAUAUCAGAUUGCUGGCAUUCAAGAAGGCCCAGAAGAUGUCGGCGCGUCAGAACGAAAUCCAGCUACUUCACCUACACCCGCCUCGGAAUUGAGCGCAAAAAAGGAAAAGCGGAGACGACAAAAGUCGAACCAGAACGCUCAUACGGAGGAUGCAGGUGGACAAGAGGCAAGCCCAGAAGCUUACCCAUCUGGACAAGUUGACCAGCCAGAACUCCGUACAGAAGAAUUGACUGAGUUGGGCAACAUUCAACAACCAAAAUCGAAACAAAAGCGCAAACAUCGAAAGUCUCACCAAGAGGAAUCGCAGAUUAGCUACGAAGACUAUGUCCCAAAUGAGCCGGUUGACGCAGCACAAUUGGAAGAUACAAAACAUCAAGAACCCGAAGACGAGAUAACGACCACAGAUUCAGCAUUGAAAAAGAAAAAUCGUCGCAAGAACCACAAAUCCAGUACAUCACAUUCGGCACCACCAGGUGAAGAGGAAACUCUCCAACAGAUAGAAACUGAAGUUGAAGCGGACUGGGCCCAUGCAAACGAAAAAUCGAAGAAAAAGAAAAAGACAAAGUUGGAGAAGACUGUUGCAUCAGAAGUUGCACAAGGGGCUGAAGAAGCUCGCGAUAAAAAUCAGUUUCCGCCCUCAUUCAACGAAGUCCCUCUAGAAGAUGCUUUGAAAAACCAUUUCGGAGACGAAUCUGACCUUUCAAAGUCGAACACUGGCAAGAGAGAUCAAACACGAGAAAUCAUAAAGGAAACUGGUAGCCAGGUCCAGGGCACCAAAAAUCAUGCUUCAGACAAACCUAUACCCACAAAGUCAAAGCCCAAGAAAUCUGUCGCUAAACCAAAGACUCCGAAAGUCAAUCGAACGGAAGCUGGCGACGCAAACUCGGCUGCUCUCCUAAAUCAAUUCAUUUCUGCCGGUAAGAAUCGUCGCGUGGAACCAGAAUCAGCUGUUCCAUCUGCAAAGGCUCUUGGGAAGAGACCAGCUGUUGAUGAACAAGCUGAGCACCAAUCGAAGAAAAGAAAACAAAUUGAUUCGGAUUCCAGAAAUGGUGACAUUCGCUCAAUGUUUUCAGAUGAUGCUCAAAAUGGAGGCUCAACUGUGACUGCAUCAAAGACUAAGCCAAAGAUAAGACAACUUGCAUCGAAUGUUGAUGUGGCCAUUUCAUCACCUGCAGUAAGAACAAGUCGUUCCGGAAAUGAAGAAAUGGCAGGCUGGACAGCUUCUGAUAGAAGGUCGGCAUCUGCUGGGAAUGCUCAAGACUCCUCGGAUGAUAACUCUGUGUACGAGGAACAGUCAGUGGAUGCAUCAAUCACUCGUCGAAAGCGGUAUUUGCCUGUCGAUGAGCCUUCUCUGCUGGCAAUGGAAACACCCAAAUCGGGCAAAAAGCCAAAGCAAAAUCGGGCAACAUCAGACAAACCGAGUAACAAAAAAUCAGUCAAGGCCAAAAAAGAUCCUUCGAGCGGGGCUAAACCGAAGCGCAGCAGAAGUCAAUCUGUCACCAGACCAAGGGAUGGAAACGGUAGACUCAAUGGCGACGAGACAAGGAGAAUCGCAGACGCCGUGGAGUUGUAUCGUGUCGACAAUGACCUGGAACAGCAUGCUCUCAAUACCAUCAUCCAGAACAAUGCUCUUAACGAUGGAAAGAAAUUUUGGGAUUUCAUGACAGAGGAAGUACCUGAUGUUGCCAAGCGAAACCUCCAAAGUUGGUGUAGGAGAAACUUUCACAACUAUGCAGCACGAGGUGUCUGGACUGCCGAGCAAGAUGAAGAAUUGAUGGAACUCUUCAAGACAAUGCCCAAAAAGUGGUCUCUCAUCGGUGCUCAGCUUAAUCGUUUGCCUGAUGAUUGUCGUGAUCGUUGGAGAAAUUACUUAUCCGUCACAAAUUUGGAACUUGGUCCGUGGAAACUUGAGGAGGAGCAUCAGCUCAAGGAUGCUGUCAAAAAGUGUAUCGACCUCGUUCGCGAAGAUAAACGUCGAGAGGGACUGCUCACACCCGAGGAGGAAAAUGAUGAUACUUAUCACGAACACGACAUAAGCUGGAUGAAAGUCAGUGAGCUCAUGGAUCUUUCCAGGAGUCAUCUUCAGUGCUAUCGAAAGUGGAAGUCUAUUAAAAAUCGAGAACACGCUACUACAGAUGACCUUGUCGCGGAACGUAUUGUAAUCAGCAAUAGCUGGAAAAACCUCAAAAGUUAUCAGGAAGCAACCAAGACUCUGGCUGGAGAGAAGUUACAAUUUUUAAAAGCUAUUCGCGAUAGUAAAGCAGGAGCGGAGAGCAAAAUUGAUUGGAGGGCAAUUGAUGAAAAGCUCGAUCGAAAUCACGAUGCUAUGGAAAUGAGAAUCUGUCUCCGUGGCUUAGUACAUAAUAUUACAACCCAUGCCAAUAAGACUCUUCAAGAGAAUGUUCAGUUGCUCAUCGAAGCAUACGAGCAAUCUGCACCUCAUGAACCCGAAGGUUAUGUUGACUUACCUUUCGAAUCGACUGGCCUCAAGAAGAGAACCAGGAAAUCAAAAACCAGCGCUCUAUUUGAGAACAAUCCCGAUCUUUAUGAUGUUGGUGGUAGUGGUUCUAAGGCCAAGAUGAGACAUCGCAUGCUUAAAACGGAUGAAUCACAAGGAGGCCACAAUUCUGCAGGCAACCAGGAGAGCGAGCAAUCUUCUGAUUCUGUUCAAGUUCCUGAUUCAGCAAAGAAGUCCAAGCGCGCAGCCCCUGUCAAGAAACCAACCAAAUCAUUUGCAUUGAGCACUGAAAGGGUAGUGGAUAGCGAUGUCGAAAACGACAACGAUGAUGGAGUACCAACUAGUGCGCAAAAGCCUCGAUCUGAAGACGAAACCGAUGAUGAAGAUGUUCCAAAACCACGAUCAAAGACAAAGCAGGCUACACACAAGAAGAAAACUCAAGUGGCAGUCAAAACAAAGAUUGUCGAAGAGAGCAGCGAUGAUGAGCCAGAACGCCAGCCAGAGUCUUAUUCCAACUCAGAUUCUGAGGAUGCUGAAAUGGCUGAUGCACAUUAUGAUUUGAAUGACAAAUAUCCUAGUAAUGAAACUUCUCAAUCUACUCAAUUCCACCUCGGCAGCAGCGACUUUUAUGGUAACAAGAAGAACAAGCAUUCCAUUAGCCGUGAGCCGGAAGACAUAACCGUCGAUGAUUCCGUUCAUAACCAUGCCCCUGUCGACUCUGAUGAAGAUUUCGAAAUGCAAGACCCAGAUGAGCUACAAGUUCCUGCUACACCAGAGCACGAAUUACAAGAGGGAUAUAGUGAGUUGCGAGAAGAGAGUGCAGACCUCGAUGAGUCUGGCCAAAUUUACCAAAAUGGUCUAGGCGAUGCAGAGAGUGAUGCAGAGAGUAUCAUGGACGACAUGUCAGAUAUUCCAGCCAAAGUCAUCAAGAAGAGGGCACCUGGUAUUAAUGACGAGGGAGGUGUAUAUUUUGGCAAAGAGUCGAGCGUCGACCUCGAUCAAUAAAUAAAAAAAGGCGAGAUGAUCAGCAAGAAGAAAGAUGCGCACGCUUCCACAGUUUAUCGGUUGCUUACUUGUUAGCUUAUAAGCGGAGGAUACCCGGAGAAAAGAAAUUUGCCAUUUGGAGGAGUUAAGGGUGUGUAAGGGCUAUGAUAUUGUACACUUUUCAAUUGAACAAGUUAGCGCGUUUCAAGGAACAUGAAAGUUAGGUAGUUUGCGAGCACAUGUUAAUAGAAUGCGAGCGAGCAUACAAAUCUGAGAUGUAGCAGUCUUAGAAGACUAAUUGCAAAGUUAUAACAUUGAACAUACAGUAUCAUAGAUAGCAUAAUACCAAUGGUAAAACA